AUGUCGUCGUGGGUUGUCUCCACCACCGAGCUGUACGAUUGCGGUGCCAAUGGGCCAACAUCAUCCUCGGCCACAUCCUCGCGGCACACGCGACUUAUCCUGCUGGUUUGGCAUAAUCUCACCGAAAAGUGCCAGAAAUUCGGUAGUUUUCUCAGACGCGAGACGAAUAAACCACUGCCCAAAGAACUGAGGCGAUCGUUACGACUUAACAAAUCGGCCAGGCGAAAAGGCUAUCGGAGCUGCGAAAGCGAGGCAGAUAAACGGCUGAUGAAAGAGCGUUUAAACGAGCCAGUCAACAUAUCCAUUCGCAUGGGGCCCUCCUACGACUAUAGACCAUCGAAUUUCUAACCGAUCUGCAAAAGGAUACCAGGAAAUCGUUCUUCGAAUUGUUAGCUCUACUAUUCUAAUUUAAUUUCAAUAAUUUUUUUUUUAUUUAAAAGACUUUUUAACUGUGUCAUUCUAUCCAUGUCUGAUUUUGAAGUGAAGUGGGGGAAUGGAAGAAGGGCAAGGAGCUAGAACUAGAUGAACUAGAUGAAGAACUUAAUUGCGUAUCGAUUAAUUAGGUGUCCACUAUAUCAAAUUGCCUAUGAUUGGGUCCUGUUUUGCGGAUUCAAAUUUACCAUUUAUUUUUUUAAGAAUGUUGCGACCUUCUGCCCCUUUUUUCUCCUAUUUUUUAUAUUAUCCAUUCUCGUUCUUCUCUGUUCCUACACUUUUAUCAAGCUCAAAAAUGCAAUAUUUUUGAAUCAAGGCGCCAAGUGUUCUUCCUCUUCAUGAACAUGAGUCAUAAUUUUCCUGAGCUGGUAACACCAACAUCGUCUUUCUCUUUGACCCCCAUUCUGCAUGUUAUUGUUAACUGGCUGUUGUAAACUGUUAAUAAAAGUUAAAUUUUUUACUUAUUUUUACAUGAAUGUCGUAAGCUCUGCAACAGCUGUUGGAAUCUAAAAGCUUUACCCAGUAAUUAAAGCUCUAUAUUUCUCUUACGUUCUCCCUUGAUUCGAUGAGCUCUUCACCCUUAGUUGGCCUCUACUCUUGAGAACGCCCACACAAAAGUUUAUUGCCCCGCUCACAACAAGUGGACGUG
Molecule: messenger RNA, 1081 nt
Organism: Drosophila subpulchrella
Lineage: Eukaryota; Metazoa; Arthropoda; Insecta; Diptera; Drosophilidae
Exons: 2
Coding region: 1-348 (115 amino acids)
Source: RefSeq, a predicted model, not a curated record